Penicillium vulpinum is the source of this 798-nucleotide messenger RNA. Its product is annotated as putative extracellular guanyl-specific ribonuclease. The transcript has 4 exons. NCBI's taxonomy places the organism in Eukaryota, Fungi, Ascomycota, Eurotiomycetes, Eurotiales, Aspergillaceae. Gene Ontology annotation, molecular function: RNA nuclease activity; RNA binding. Bases 1 to 798 code for a protein of 265 amino acids. The record is from RefSeq and is a predicted model, not a curated record.
AUGCUCUUUGACCUAAAAUCCAUCGUCCUCUACGGACUGGUGGCUCUGGCCCAUGCCUCUCCCCUCCCCGAGCUGAGCAAGCGCGCCAAACUCAGCGACUUCCACUGCCCCGACGGCACCACCCUGUCUGAACAUGACAUCUGCGAGGCUCUGCACGAGUGCCAAACACAUGACGACGGCAAAGUAGGCAAGUAUCCAGCCCACUUUGGCAACAAGAGCAACUACCAAAAGGUAUUCAACAAUAUCCCCGAUAGCACCGAUCUGCGGGAAUUCCCCAUCAUCGUGGUGAGUGCAGGUGUACCUGGCGCGUACCGUGUGGUCACAGACUACAAGGACAACCGUGGUGACUUCCGCGGUGUGAUGCAGCAUACUGGCACAACCGUCGGCGGUGCCUACACGGCCUGUACGCGUGUCGCAAACACCAAACCUGACCCUGUCAAAGAGAAAGAGGAGAAUGCCACCCGCGCCAAGAAGAAGAAGGUCGGUAGCGCUACGUGCUCUGACGGCGUCACUCUCUCUAAGGACUCUGUCGGCAAUGCAUUCAAGGAGUGCAAGAAGUUCGAUAACCGUGGUGUCGGCGGCUACCCGCACAAAUUCGGUAACAAGAGUGGUAACGGCCAGGUCUUUGAGGGUGUCACCAAGGACCUGCGCGAGUAUCCUAUCAUUGAAGGUGGAACUUGGACUGGCGGUGUACCCGGCAAGUACCGCGUUGUUACCGACUACAAAGACAACUUUGUUGGAGUGAUGAUUGAAGAUGCUGGGGCUUCUUUCUCCCGCUGCACUGUCGACGAUGAUUAG